CGAUUCGGCUCGAAGAAGACCCGUUCUUCCGGGAAAAUGGCGACUCCCGCUCGUGCCCCGGAGUCGCCGCCGUCCGCGGAUCCAGCGCCAGCUGAGGGGCCCGCUGAGGAAGCCGACUGCCCCGCGCCGCGCCAGCCUCAGCCCCCGCAGAAUGUUCUCGUUGCCCCGCGGCUUCGAGCCCCAAGCUCCAGAGGACUUGGGGCAGCGGAGUUCGGCGGAGCUGGGGGAGAUGUUGAAGCGCCAGGAGAGACUUUUGCGCAACGAAAAAUUCAUUUGCAGAUUGCCCGACAAAGGUAAAAAGAUCUUAGACACUGUUGCCAAACUGAAAGCUGCCAUUGCAGAGCGUGAAGAGGUUAGAGGAAAACGUGAACUGUUUCAUUCUGCUAGUUUAGACUGUAAGCUAAGGCAAAAAGUAAUUGCAGGAGUUGAUGUGGAUAGAGAAAAGGCCCAAAGUUCUGACCGAAUACUUGAUACUUCAUCACCAGUUCAUGCCUGUUCCUUUGUAGAUAACAUCAAAUCAUCUAACACAACCUCAGAAAAACAGGGACUUGUACAUCCUACUCAAAAAGGUGAUGAAGAGAUUCCAGAGGCUGAGUACACAGUGAACAAGUGCCCAGCUUCCCACAAUAGAUUCAGGGGAUCUUCCUCACUUGAAGCGAGAGAGCAUCUCCCUCAGCAUUGUGUUUCAAGUCAAGCAGAAGAUACUUCCAGCAGUUUUGACAACCAGUUUAUUGAUAAGUUCCAAAGGAUCACAGUUGCAGACCAAGGUAUACAUCACUCGGAAGAAAACACAAGUGCUGAAAACUUGAUGGGCCUUCGUGAUAGGACUCCUAAGAAGCCCCAUUACAUGGAAGUGUUAGAAAUGCGAGCCAAAAAUCCAGUGCCCCCACCACAUAAAUUUAAAACUAAUGUUUUGCCAUCACAUCAUAAUGACUCACCUAGUCAUUCUCAGAGGGGAGAGUCUCCUGUUUCCUUGGCAGAGCGGCGGCGCAGGGACAAGCAGCAUCUUGAUGACAUCACAGCAGCGCGGCUCCUGCCACUUCACCAUCUGCCUGCACAGCUGCUUUCCAUAGAAGACUCUUUGGCACUUCAGAAACAGCAGAAACAGAAUUAUGAGGUAUUUAGGGCAUUAGGAUUUUUUCCCCCCUGCUUACAUAUGUUAGGAUUUACCCUAGGUAGUUCAAGGAGGAAAUAAUUUAAUAGAAGGGAU
Molecule: messenger RNA, 1210 nt
Organism: Ictidomys tridecemlineatus (thirteen-lined ground squirrel)
Lineage: Eukaryota; Metazoa; Chordata; Mammalia; Rodentia; Sciuridae
Source: RefSeq, a predicted model, not a curated record